GAACCAUUCGGAACCGACCGUCACGUGACAGUGGGCGAAGUAUGUUGCAUUGUUAUCCUAUUGCCUAUUUGUAAUUUCAGAGUUAAUAAAUCAGCCGCGUGUCGAUUGAUACUCAUACGUGAAACCUUGGAGCCGCCCAGCACCAUGAUGGAAGGGCGGAAACGACGUUCUCUUGAAGAGGACAUCGUUUCGCAGGGACACAAAAGAGUCCGAUUAGAGGGACCGGAAGUAAUAGCACAAGUACGGAAACAAGAAAUCGAAGUCCUUCAAACGUUUGAUUUCAACAACAUUUACGAAAAUGUGGAGUUCACAAAAGUGAUGACUCUAGACCAAUACCGGAAGUGCCGUCCAUACAAAGUUUUCCAUUAUCCUGGCAAAAGCAAAGGAGAGAUAGUCUUCCACCUGAGUUGUGAUGGCAGCUUUGAGCUCACUGCAGUGAAUGUCGGCCUAAACCAUUGUGCCACCAACUGCCAGGGUGUUGUAGACAUGUACGUGAACGGGCAGCCAUUUUUACUUGGAUACCAGGGUGCUAACUCACUGGAGUUUGUGGAAGAGGUUUUCCGUAUACCACCGUCCUUAUGUAUAGCCGGCAUAAACGUCUUCUCCCUAGUGCUAAACGAAUCUAGUCCGGGCGUGUACUGGCUUUCUGAUGCUCGGGUGGCCAUUGAGAAACUUUUAUGAGCAUGGGUAUAUAGUGCUGGUAUGAUUCUAGUCCUAAUUGGAUUGUCUUGUUCAGAACAUGGAACGUGAUAAGUUGCUGAUACCGUAUGUCUUGUAGCUUAGUUUUUUAAUUAUUGGCGUCAGGACCGCAUGCAACGCCAUGAUCGAUAACUCCUCAAGUGUUCUGUUUGGUUCAAAUCAAACAACAUCAAACAGUUUUAAAAGCUCCAAUCUUCAGCUUGAUAUUCACUUCACUCAUUUACAGGUAAAACAAGUCUUACAAUGUAAUGAUACAAAUGUUAUCUUGCGCAUUGUACCAGCUCAGCAAUGAGUUGUGUUAGAUUGAUCUCCCCUGUUAUUUAUUGACAUUGAUCUCAUACUUUUGUGUUUGUAUCAAUGCAUGCACCUUUUUUGCAUGGAUUUGCAAUCUGUCAGCUUUUAAGAAUCUUUGUCCUACCACAGCAAAACGCUAGAAAAUUACUCUACAGCUGGGUUUUUUUCUGAUCUUGACUUAUCUCCCCUUAAUUUUGUUUAGGAUUUGACGGGGCUAGAAGAUGACUACUGUGUGACCAUGUUGCUCAGUUGGCUAGAGCUACCGUCAGGAGUUCGUUUUUAUAUCAUUCGUGGAAAGUUCCCUGCAAGGUAUGGGUUUCUUUUCGGAAGUCGUUUAUCAAAACUAAAGACAUACUGCAAGUUAGUUUCUAGUGUAUAUUUUGUAUAUUUACAACUUUUGGCAGUGGUGCGAGGAUACUUAAUAUUAAGUCCAAACACCUUAUAUCAAUAACAAUGAGUUUAGUGUGGAACACUUUUGGGGGGAGGUACUUGCUACAGUAAGGUAGCGUACAGCCUUGAUUUAGUUCUUGGUAUUCGUAUCUUCGUUACGCUGUGUCUUGAUGCCUAGUAUGGUUGCCAUGGAGACAGUGUACGCGGAAGUGCGUAUAUGGGUGUGUUCAACCGCGCAUGCGCACGAUUGUUAAAAUGAGAAAAAUACGGGCCUGCAUUUGUAUGAAUUAAUUCACUUAUAAACAGGGUCAAGGAGAGAAGAUCUGAAAAUGUUGUUGGAAUGUAUGAACCGUUUCACGGAAACACCUAAGCAUGCUCUUGAGCAAGUGACCAUGUUGUUAUGUUUAGUCGAGGUACGUGAGUACUGUUAUCGAUAUCAACACUAAAUAAGAUAUAUGUGAAUGUUUUAUUUAUUGAUAAAUGAGUAGUGUGUCUGAUUGCCGGAUGUGUGUAUUAAAUCGUCUAUUUUAAACGUAGAAUGAAAGAGGUCAAUUGAUCAAUUGUUUAAGCAAUUUGUGUGAACAGUGCUUCGAAAGGCUCCAUGUAAACGCUUACAUUGAGAUAUUUAUCCCAAAUGGAAAUUGAGUCAAUUUGCUUAAAGUAGGUUUUUUGUUGUACCCACGUCACAUCACGUGUUUGUGCAUUGAAAUCACAUUUAUAACCAAUGAACUGUUGUUUCCUGCAAUAUCAAUUAAUUUAAUGAAGCACCUACAAUCAAACUAAUUAACGCGAUAAUGUGUAAGCAUUGUAACGCUCAUUCACUGUAAACUUUAUCACGCCUGUAUCCUGUAAACAUUGCCACGGCUUUAUCCUGUAAACAUCGCCACGCAUAUAUCAUGUAAACAUUGCAACCCCUAUAUCCUGUAAACGCUGCCACGCCUAUAUCCUGUAAACUUUGUCACACCCACUUCUGGUAAACAUUGAUACGCUCAUACACUGUUAAAUUUGCCACACAUCGGAAAAUGUGAACGUGCAAGUCUAUUAUCUGCACAUAGUGUCCAUUCCUAUAUCCUGUAAACAUUGCCAUGGCUAUAUCCUGUAAACAUUUCCACGCCUAUAUCCUGUAAACAUUGCCACGCCUAUAUCCUGUAAACAUUUCCACGCCUAUAUCCUUUAAACAUUUCCACGCCUAUAUCCUUUAAACCUUGCCAAGCCCACUUUCAGUAAACAUUGCCACGACUAUAGCCAAUAAACUUUGCCACGCCCAUAUACUCUAAACAUUGUCACUCGCAUAAAUUAUCACGCCUAUACACCGCUAACAUCGCUUUUCAAAUUGUCACGCCCAUAUCAUGUAAACACAUCAGGAUCUUUGAUAUGACCCCAAAAUCCAUCGUUGGUCAAAGCUAUAUCGCUGUGAUUCCGAUGGUAGGUUUAUCUGGAUUCGUUUUCAUGCUAAAACUCAUAUUCUCAAACCCCAUUUCUUGUUUACAAUUAACAUUUUGAUUGCGUCACACAAAUUAAGUGACUUAUAAAAAGAUGGUUUGAACACAGAAUCCAUGCUUGAGCAUGAGGACGGAUUUGUGUAUACAGGCCUUGGUAGCUAAGAAUGGUUUAGAUCUGUCAUUGUAUUGGUAAGUACAUCAGUAAUGCAGGAUUUGGAUUAAGGUGCCCGGAAGAUUACAGAUGUGUGUGUUUUUUAACAACGUUUGAAUUUUAAGGAUCCCCAUACCACUGUACAGAAAAAUGUAACAA
Molecule: messenger RNA, 3135 nt
Organism: Mizuhopecten yessoensis (Yesso scallop)
Lineage: Eukaryota; Metazoa; Mollusca; Bivalvia; Pectinida; Pectinidae
Exons: 3
Coding region: 145-681 (178 amino acids)
Source: RefSeq, a predicted model, not a curated record